Messenger RNA from Durusdinium trenchii, 609 nucleotides. The record is from the annotation of a GenBank genome assembly. NCBI's taxonomy places the organism in Eukaryota, Dinophyceae, Suessiales, Symbiodiniaceae.
AUGAAAGUUUCACUAUGUGUCCCACCUACCACAACUAUAUCCUGGGCGCUCGUGGACUGCCGUUGGGCUCCGCGGGCGCUCUUGACACAUGUUCGGGCGAGCGGGCAGGCGCUUUAUGUGCAGUUGGCAUUUGUUUUGGUGCCGUUUUUCGACCAUGCUGCCUACCUUUGGGCUGCGAUCAACAACACGAUGAAUCAUCACUACUACGAAGACUACAAGAACUUGCAUUGGAAAGUUGCCAAACACAUGCUGCUGGCCCAGCGGAUGUUUCGCAAACACUUUUCCAAGCUGGAGCUUCCAGCAUGGCAGCUCCUAGAUGGUCUUUUGGCUGAAAAUCUCCGAUUCCCAGCGACCGACUUUAAAAGCCCACAGUUGGGUCUUGGAUCCAUUGAGAAGGCUUGGCAUGCCAGACAUCAUUGGACGACUGAAAAGCGCUUCGGCUACGGAACUUAUGAUUCUGUCUCCAACUUGGCAGCUGCUGCAAGAGCGAAAGCAAAAGCAGGGGAGGCAGAGACAGAGGGCGAAAGCGAAAAACUGGAGCAAUUUCUCAAAGAGUAUUUGCAGCUUUUGACGGGGCAAAUUCAGACCACCUCCUUGGUGAACCGCUGA